This is a messenger RNA of Balearica regulorum gibbericeps (East African grey crowned-crane), 618 nucleotides long. NCBI's taxonomy places the organism in Eukaryota, Metazoa, Chordata, Aves, Gruiformes, Gruidae. The record is from RefSeq and is a predicted model, not a curated record.
GUGCUGUGCUCGAAGAAGGGAGCGUUGCUAAAGCAGGUGUUUGCUCUCAGCAGAGCAGCUACACCCAGAGAAAGCUGUCUGUGUGCUGCAGGUGAUGUAUUCGUGAGUUGCCACAGACACUACAGAUCCCGUCCUACGCAUGGUAUUGGGAGGUUUAAAUACCUGCUCCCAAAGGAGCCUCCAAAGAAGAGAAAGGAUAAAGUGCAGAUGAAAGAGAUAAAUGUUGGGACCGAGUAUGAGUACGGAGAUAUCAACAUCCAGAUGACUUCCUAUGAUGUGUGUCUCGUGGAGCAUUUUGCUCAGUAUGUGCAUAAACUCUGCAACCGUCUCUCCAUCAAAGUGAAUGAAAGCUACGCGAUGCCCACCAAAACCAACGAAGUGCUGUUCUUGGAAGAGCGAGGUUCCAAAAUGCAGUUGGAUGCGGUCCUUACUACCCAUCAGAGAGUUGUCCAGAUCAGCGGUUUGAGUUCAACGUUUGCUCCGAUACUCUUGGAAAUUAUUCAGAGUAAUCAGCCUGAAGGGGUCCAUCUGUUAGUGAAAGAGCACACAGAAGCUGACUUCAAGAGCCGAUUAAAGUCUCGACCAGAACUUGAAGAGCUGCUAGCGCAGAUGAACUGA